This is a messenger RNA of Effrenium voratum, 1945 nucleotides long. The record is from the annotation of a GenBank genome assembly. NCBI's taxonomy places the organism in Eukaryota, Dinophyceae, Suessiales, Symbiodiniaceae.
AGCUGACCUGGCCCAGAUGCUUAAGUGCGCAAAAACUCAUGGAGGAUGCGUCGCCAGGGGAAGUCAUCGUUUGGCCAGCUGACGAAGUCCCCAAGGAGCGCCCAGCUGAGGAGCCAGAGGAACAGAUUCUGCACAUACCUGCACCGGUGUUGGCGCUGAUGGUUGACAUGAAUGUGACACAGCCGCGGGUGCUUCGCUGCACUUCGGCGGGCUUGGCCUUGCGAUGGGCGGGCCAAGCGCUCCGUGGCGGGGUGGAGCCAGACCUUGCCUUCCGCUGCAGCUGGCCGACCACACGCAUUGGCCAGUUCUGGUCCCAUUCCUGGCACGGCAGUCUUUGGUCCAAGGUGCUGACCCUGCUGUUGCUGAUCCAUGGAUUUCCCGCGUUGUGCUGCGCCACGCUGGCCGGCGUUGUGGUGAUUUGCUUGUCGAGGCCCUUCAUGGAGAGACCCUGGGAAAAGGCAAGCCUUCUUGCAGUCAUUUGCAUUGCUUGCGGCUGUCUGGUCACGACCAUAACAUUGCUGCUAUGGAGGUCAGGGAGGAAAGUCUUUGUGGAUCAGCUUUGCAUCCACCAGAAAAAUCAAGAGCUCAAGCUCGAAGGUGUGUUGUCUAUGGGCGGCUUCCUGAAGGCCUCAGAUUCUUGCCUGGUGUGCUGGGACUCAUCGUACACAGAGAGGCUUUGGUGCAUCUUCGAACUGGCCGCCUUUCUCAAGAGCCGCAAGACGCCAGCACUGGCGGUGCGGCCUACAUGUCUUGGCCCUGCGUUGGUUUUGUCUAGCGCGGGAGUUUGGGGAGCCAUGCUCAUCGCAAAAAUUGAGGAGAUGAUGAUUGAAGUUGACCUGAAAGCGGACCCGCUGAGCCGCUUCAUGGUGAGGCUUGCAGCGGUACUCCUGGUCCUCUUCACCACAUGCAGCCUCGCUACGAGCAUGUUUCGGGACUACCACCGGUCAGUUGAGGAGAUGGAGCAGCGACUGGGCCAGUUCAAAUUGAAGCAGGCCAUAUGCAGCUGCUGCUCCAAGGGCCACAUAAACAAAAGGACUGGUGCCGCAAUCCUAUGUGAUCGCAUCGUGCUUGAAAGAUGCAUCACUUGCUGGUUUGGCUCUGCGGAAGCCUUCGAGGAGUCGGUGCACUUGCACGUGCUCCCAUCCUUGAAAAGACAAUUGGGGCCGCUUGCCCUGCCGUAUUCGUGGAUGGUGGGUGCCUCCACGCCUGUUCUGUGGAUGAGUUUGCCAUCAUUGUUGCCCUUCAACACGAACUUGCCUGUCGAGUCCUUUCCAAGCCACUACGUGAGGACCACUUGCUUUCUGAUUUCUUGGUGGCUUGCUGGACUGCCACUCCUGCUCAAUGUCGCAAUGGGCUUGUGCUAUUUGCUCCGUGCCAAACGCUCGACGCGAUGCAGGGAGGUUCUGGUGAACCUGCUCAUUCCUUGUGCGGCGGGGUUGCUUUAUGGCCUGGUGGAGGGUUUCUAUAUCUUCUUGUACGCGAUGGCCAACUACUACUACCCACAGAACAAGAUGUGGAACGACGCAUCUCGGCCAGAGAUACAGGUGACUGACGCUUUGCACGCAGCAGUCCACCAAAGUCUGGGGGUGGGCAUUUCCAUGGCCAGGUGGUGGCUGCAAUACAUGCAGCCACCAUGGUGCUGGCAAUCCUCUCGGUGUACGGCUGCCGACACUGCCGAGAAUGGGGGUUCCUGAGACCGUGAUUGUUUAAGUACAUCAUGUUGAGACGCGUGAAUUUCGUGAUAGGAGCGCCCAGGUGCAGGCAAGGUGCUAAGGCCAGUCAUGUCGUGAGCUUGCUGCGUCAACAGUUUGACCGCCGCGCAUUUUCCAGGGCGUGCUUCUCUUGCCACGUUGCUUGUGCCAAGUGUUAAGUGAGCAAGGAUAGUUAGAUGUUUGAAGACCUUUGAGGAUAUCCGCCCAACUUGUUUGCAUGUUGGCGGCCCCCC